Messenger RNA from Scylla paramamosain (green mud crab), 5286 nucleotides. RefSeq names its product fibrous sheath CABYR-binding protein-like. NCBI's taxonomy places the organism in Eukaryota, Metazoa, Arthropoda, Malacostraca, Decapoda, Portunidae. The transcript has 13 exons. Bases 278 to 3718 code for a protein of 1146 amino acids. The record is from RefSeq and is a predicted model, not a curated record.
AAAGCCGGGCGGGAAGAGCGAGGGCUCAGGGCUCAGGCCGGUCCAGCGGCUGCGCGGCAGCCGGCAGUCCUCAGUUAUCAACGAGCUGUGUCCGUGGGAGGAUACGUGCCGUGUGUCUGGUCUGUGCUCAAUUAAUUUACCGAGUAGUGUGGAUGAAGUAAGUGUGAACACCAAGUCGGGAUAUAAGGAAGCCCUAAGUAAUUCAUACCAUCGGAUCCUACUUGGAAUACUUGAACGUUGAUCGUGACUCGCACCUAAACACAACCUACCAACCACCAUGGGUAUCCGCCACUCCAAGAAGUCCCACGACAUCCAGUCCAGCCCCAAGAAAAAUGGGAGCACUGCCGACACAGAGGUGAAGAUCAAAGAGCUGCCCGAGGACGCCCCCGUCAAGUUGGAGGAGGCGAAGGCGGUGGAGACCAUCGAGGAGGCAGCCGAGAAGACAGUCACGACGCCUAACGGGGACGGCACCGUAGAGCAGACGCAGGUGGAGGAAAAGAACGAAGCCAACAAGGAAGACGCGAACAAGGAGACGGAAACAAAGGAAGAGGAGAAGAAGGAGGAAGAGAAGAAAGAAAAGAAAGUCAAGAAGAAGAAAUCAUUCAGGAGUUUCUCGUUCCUGCGUCGGGAGAAGAAGGUGGCGAAGGUGGAGAACACAAACGGAGAUGUUGCCAAAGAGGAGGCCAAGGCUGAGGGAGAACAGAAGGAGGAAGUGAAGAAGGAGGAAACUGCAGCAGUUCCACCUGUAGCAGAGGAAAAGCAGGAGGAGGCAGCAGCAGCACCAGCAGCAGCACCUGCCCCAGCACCAGAAGAGAAGAAGGAGGAGGCCCCUAAGGAGGAGGAAGCCCCCAAGCCAGCGGAGGCACCGGCCCAGGAGAGCUUGCCGGAGACGACGUCCGAGGCAGCUUCACCACCCACCAGCGUUCCCCUCCCCUCGGUCACCCCACCCCCCACUCCCCUUGAGCCUCAGGCCGACCAAUCCGCACCCCUCGCUCAGCCCGAACAGGUCUCGGAGUCUGAAGCCUCACCCGUUCCAUCACACUCAGAUGUUGAAGUGGCGUUGGAACCUUCGCCUGAAUGUGACCAUAUCCAACUCUCUAUGGCACCAGCAGAAAUUCUGCAACCCAAUUUACUAGACUCAUUUGAAACUCACUCAGCACCUGAUGCUUUUGUUGAACAGGCUGCUGCCCCAGAGUCCCCACAGCAAGCAGCCCCAGCUGGAGAGCCAACCCCAGCCACACAAGUCUCCCCUGCACCAGAGGCCACCCCACCAGCAAAAUCUAGUCCCGUCCAGGAAUCCGUACCAGCUCCAGUUGUUGCCCCUGCCCCAGCACAAGCAGCCCCUGCAGAGCCUGCCCCAGCUCCUGCAGCUGAGCCUACUCCAGCUCCAGCACCUGCUGCUGAACCUGCCCCAGCACCUGCUGCUGAGUCCAAGCCAGCACCUGCUGAGCCUGCCCCAGCACCUGCUGCUGAGUCUAAGCCAGCACCUGCUGAGCCUGCCCCAGCACCUGCUGCCGAGUCUAAGCCAGCAGCUGCUGAGCCUGCCCCAGCAUCUGCUGCCGAGUCCAAGCCAGCACCUGCUGAGCCUGCCCCAGCACCUGCUGCUGAGUCUAAGCCAGCACCUGCUGAGCCUGCCCCAGCACCUGCUGCUGAGUCCAAGCCAGCACCUGCUGAGCCUGCCCCAGCACCUGCUGCUGAGUCCAAGCCAGUACCUGCUGAGCCUGCCCCAGCACCUGCUGCUGAGUCCAAGCCAGCACCUGCUGAGCCUGCCCCAGCACCUGCUGCUGAGUCCAAGCCAGCACCUGCUGCUGAGCCUGCCCCAGCACCUGCUGCUGAGCCUGUCCCAGCUCCAGCUCCUGCUGCUGAGUCUGCCCCAGCUCCAGCUCCUGCUGCUGAGUCUGCCCCAGCACCUGCUGCUGAACCUAAACCAGCACCUGCUGCUGAGCCUGCUCCAGCUCCAGUACCUGCUGCUGAGCCUAAGCCAGCACCUGCUGCUGAGCCUGCCCCAGCUCCAGCACCAGCUGCUGAGCCAGUUCCUGCACCUGCUGCUGAGCCUGCCCCAGCUCCAGCACCAGCUGCUGAACCAGCUCCUGCACCUGCUGCUGAGCCUGCCCCAGCUUCAGCACCAGCUGCUGAGCCAGCUCCUGCUCCUGCUGCUGAGCCUGCCCCAGCUCCAGCACCAGCUGCUGAGCCUGCCAAAGCUCCAGCACCUGCAGAAUCCACACCAACACCACCUGCUGAACCUAUCCCCACACCUGCUCCCGUUGCAGAAGCAGCAGUUACAGAAGCAGUAGUGGAAUCUAUACCAACCCAACCUCAAGAACCUGUUGUGGAGUCUGUUCCAGUUAAAACUCAGGAGUCAGUAUUAGAAUCAGUUCAAGGUCCAGCUACAGGUGUUGCCAUUGAUGCGAGUACAACUGCAUCAACAGAAGCAACUGUAGUGGCAGCCUCUGCCCCAAGUCAAGAGUCUGUAAAGAAAGAGGAAGCUCCAGCUGCUGAGUCUGCUCCAUCUCCCUCUCAAGUCCAAGCCCCUACUUUACCUGCUGAAGCUGCAACAGCUCAGGAGAAAGUUCAGGUAUCAGUUUUAAAUGAAGACUCCUCCCUCCCUAACCCUCCUCUUGAUGAGGAACUAACUGUUGUAUCAGAAGCUUUGCAAUCAAGGCAAGUAGAAUCCCUAACAGUAGAUGUAUCACAAGUGUGUGACACUAAUAGUGAAAGUGCUGCCCCUCUCUUGGAAGAGAGUGAAGCAGUAUCAAGUGGUGCCAUAGUUGUAGAUGAAGCUCCUCAGGUGUUAGAGAAUGACUCACAAGAGUUACUAACACACACUGAGGAAGCUGCAUCAUGCAUAAAAGAGAGUGAAGUGUCUGAGCCUGUGGAGGUGAGCGAGGCGGGCUGUGGAGAUCUAGUAAGGGUGAACUCAGCCGACGAAGCCAAUGACAGCUGCCACCACUCUCCUGUUCAGGAACAGAAGGAGGAGGCUUCCGCAGCUGCCCCAGAAGAGACCAAAGAGGAGGAAGCUCCUGCAGCUGCAGAGACACCUGCUGCCCCAGCUGAGGUGAAGGAAGAGCCUGUCAAGGAGGAGGCCGCCCCUGUAGCUGAGAGUGCCCCAACUGAGGAGACUCCAGCCGCCGAGCCCAAGCAGGAGGAAAAGAAGACCGAGGAGGUGGAGGAAAGUGUUCCCAGUGCGGAGUCUCCCGUUGUGGAGUCUCAACCCGAGCCUGCUCAGGAGACUGCCUCAGUCAAGGAGGAAGCAACUGUGCAGGAAUCCUCUCCUGCUGAGGACCAGACUGUUGAACAGGAAGCUAGUUCUGUUGUAGAGGAGGCUCCUGUUCAGGAACAGUCCUCUACACAGGAAGAAGCUGCUGUUCAGGAGUCAUCCCCAGCAGAGGAAGUUCCUGCACAGGAAAGCACUCCUGUUGUAGAGGAGGUACCUGUGAAGGAAAGUGCCCCAGUUAAUGAGGAGGCACCAGUGCAGGAGUCCACCCCAGUGGAAACUGUAGAUCAGACCACAGAGAGUGCAGCAGAGCCCAAACAACAGUCAGAAGGGGUUCAUACCAGUGAGUCCACAUCUGAACAGAGUGCAGAAAAGGAAACCACACAGCAGGUCAAAGAGGCUGCUCCCAAGCCAGCAGCAGACUUGAAGGAGAAGUUCAAACAGCUGGACUCAGACGUGGAGGCCAUGCUGAAUUUAGCAGGAGGGGGAAAAAAGGAAGGUUGAGCGCCAUCACUCGAAGAAGGCGGAGGGUGAAGCAGAGAAAGUGGAAGAGUAAAACUAAAACCUGUGCAAUGCCACAAGCCAUUCCACCGUCAAGUAUAGUUGUGCGCCAUCCCCUCCUGGAGUGUGCAGGUCUCAAGUAGGAGCAGCAACAUCCUCCAACAAUUUUGGGGUUAAAGUCAUCACUGCUGGGAUGCUCUGCAACACUUGUUUGCCAGCUAUUAUUAGUAGUACUUUGUGUUCUCCAGGAAGAAUACACCUGCAAAGUCCUUAGACAGUUUUUAAUUGUUUUUCUAGUGGGAUAUUUGGAAACAUUUGCAAAGGAUAGUGGUUGGUAGGCAGUGUUGCUGUGCCUUGAUAGCUGGUCAGGCCUGUCGGAUGGCCAGUCUGGAGGACCCAUGGGCCAGGUUUCCGGGGGGGAAGAGGUUAACCAUUUUUAGACAACCACUUAAUUUUGUGUUACCCAGCGCACAACUUUUGAAAAUUAAUCUUAAGUGGAGACAAAAUGAAAUAGAGUACUUUCACUACUUGCAGCUUUACUGCAGAAGCAAGUCACAGUGUGAGAAGCUGGCCGUGAGGUGAAACUAUCGUUCGAGUGCCCCACAGCCAUGCAUGUCUCCUACCUGUUAGCUUAUAAUGACUACAAAGAUGAUGAUGUAGCCACAGGAGUGAAGUGAUAAAUCAACUAACCCAGCCACAUUCCUCCUAUUAGACAGUAUAUAGGUUCCUCCUGGCUCUCUUGAAUGGUAGUGUACACUAUCAGACAUGGUCCUCUUCAUUGGUUUCCUGAGGGAGGAAUGUAGCUGGGAUGUGAAUGAGGAAAUUUUUUUGUAUAGUUUGUAUUAUGUAUUGUGAAUAAGGGUGAAAUUUUUUGCUAGAACAAGAUAUUAUGAUUGCAUCUAUAAUGUAAAUUCUAGAAGUCAAAAAUGGAUGUUAUUGUACCAGUAGUGCUUCUACUUUAAUGGUACUUUUGUACUUUGAUGAAUUUAGAGAAGAAUCUUGCAUACCCAAUCUCAUUAGCAUAUUUGUAUUGCUCACGUAGUAAUGUUUUCUUUUUAUUACUGCCGAUAUGUUAAGUAUAGUUUCCUUGAUUGUUCCAUGACAUGUGCUUCUGCCUGCUAGUGUAUAAGGCCCAAGCACCAUAAAAAUUGCUGUUGCAUCAUAUUGCUGAGUUCAGGAACUUGGGAUGCCAUUACUCUUAUUCUUUCUUUUGUGCCUCUGGAAAAUUUUUGCAAGGAUGUAGUAGACAGUUUUAUAGUCUUUGUAUUUCAGAAUUUUCAGUAUAUAUAUAUAUAAACCUUAGGGGCAAUCUUUAUCUAUCAAAUGUAUUACUUUUAUCAUAUAAUGUUUAGGAAAUAAAUCUUUUUAUAUAUAAAGUUUUACAUUGGAACAAAGCACUUGUCUGGAUAGAGUAAAUUUUUACUUUAUUAGGGUUUCCACUGUCCAGUAUACAGAAGGUCACUCUGCACAAAUCUUAAGGCAUUGGCAAUAAGCAAAAUUUUACUGGUGCUUUGCUGUUUUAUGAUAUCUGAUUUGCAGUGUAAUAAAUAUAUUAAAAAGUUUACACCUGG